This is a messenger RNA of Manis javanica (Malayan pangolin), 2004 nucleotides long. RefSeq names its product milk fat globule EGF and factor V/VIII domain containing (gene MFGE8). NCBI's taxonomy places the organism in Eukaryota, Metazoa, Chordata, Mammalia, Pholidota, Manidae. The record is from RefSeq and is a predicted model, not a curated record. Gene Ontology annotation, molecular function: signaling receptor activity. Gene Ontology annotation, cellular component: plasma membrane.
GGCUGCUCCGCCCGAUUUAUUCCCGUCCAGGAGCAGGAGCGGGCGCCCCGCGGUCGGAGCAGCCCCCGCACCCGCCCCGCGCCCGCGUCCCUCGGCAUGCCGGGCUCCCGUCUGCGGGCCGCGCUCUGCGGCGCUCUCCUCUGCGCCUCGGGGCUCUGGGCCGAGUCCGGUGACUUCUGUGACUCCAGCCUGUGCCUGAAUGGCGGGACCUGUUUGUUGAACCAUGGCAAACCCUCCUUCUACUGCCUCUGCCCGGAUGGCUUCACAGGCCUCAUUUGCAAUGAGACUGAGAAAGGUCCCUGUAUCCCAAACCCCUGCCAGAAUGAUGCUGAAUGCCAGGUGAUUGAUGGCUCACACCGAGGUGAUGUCUUCACCCAGUACAUCUGCAAAUGCCCGCAUGGCUACACAGGCAUCCACUGUGACACCACCUGCGCCAUGCCACUGGGCAUGGAGACGGGUGCCAUCACCAACUCGCAGAUCUCUGCCUCAUCCGUGUACCUGGGCUUCCUGGGUCUGCAGCGCUGGGGCCCCGAGCUGGCCCGCCUGCACCUCACAGGCAUCGUCAAUGCUUGGACAGCCAGCAACUAUGAUAAGAACCCCUGGAUCCAGGUGAACCUGAUGCGGAAGAUGCGGGUGACAGGCGUGGUGACGCAGGGCGCCAGCCGCGCAGGCAGUGCUCAGUACCUGAAGACUUUCAAGGUGGCCUACAGCCUCGAUGGGCGUGAUUUCCAGUUCAUCCAGGGUUCAGGGGAGUCAGGAGACAAGGUGUUUGUGGGUAAUCUGGACAACAGUGGCCUGAAGGUGAACCUGUUUGACCUCCCUCUGGAGGUGCAGUAUGUGAGGCUGGUGCCCACCCUCUGCCACCGGAGCUGCACCCUCCGCUUUGAGCUCCUUGGCUGCGAGUUGAAUGGAUGUGCUGAACCACUGGGCCUGAAGGACAACACCAUCCCCAACAAGCAGAUCAUGGCAUCCAGCAUCCACAGGACCUGGGGCCUGAGCGCCUUCAGCUGGUAUCCCUACUAUGCGCGGCUGGACAAGGAGGGCAAGAUCAACGCUUGGACCGCCCAGAGCAAUAACGCCUCGGAGUGGCUGCAGAUUGACCUGGGCACCCAGAAGCAGGUGACUGGCAUUAUCACCCAGGGUGCCCGAGACUUCGGCCACAUCCAGUACGUGGCAGCCUACAGGGUGGCCUUCAGCAACGAUGGUGUGAACUGGACCCAGUACGGGAAUAAAAAGGUCUUCCUUGGCAACAUGGACAAUAAUUCCCACAAGAAGAACAUGUUCGAGACGCCCUUCCUGGCUCGCUUCGUGCGCAUCCUGCCUGUGGCCUGGCAUAACCGCAUCACCCUGCGUGUGGAGCUGUUGGGCUGUUAAGAAGUCGUGAGCCAGGCCGAAGGGGCCCCAAGGGCUAUGCAGCAGCCCCCCACCCCCCCACCCCAACACCAGCCCUCCUGUGGGGCCGCCUCCACCCUCCCUCCUGAUUGUGGCCAACCCCCAGGCCAGGUUCCAAUCGCCUUGCCCCCUCCUUGCCCUCUGCCUCUCCGGAGCCCCUGCACCCAGCCGUCAGGCCAUCCCAUUUUCUUAGGGCUGCAGGAGUUGAGUAGUCCUGGGAUGGGCAGAGUAGGGCCAGGCAGGGGGUGCAGGUUACCUGCCCCUCUCCAGAUCCAUGGUGGUGGCCUCUGUGUCCUCCCUAGACCCUCACACCCCACUGCCCAAGGCCCUGGAGGGAGGCGCUGAGGUGCCAGGCUGGUGACUCCUGCCUGUCAGCCCCAGGGCGUGACACCACCACUCCUGCUCCUGCCACCUAGUCCCCUGACACUUACGCUUCCCCCUUACCUUCGCAGAGACCCCUGCUGACCCUUGUCCUGAAGUCUGGACAGACACAGUGGGGUGGGGUGGGUCCCUGCAAAGCUGGAGGAGGAGGCGGGCAGGCCUUCCUUCCUGCUGGGUCUUCACCCCCGAGCACACAGGCAGCUUCCAAAAUAUAUUUAUAUCACCCCCCGG